CAUACCCUGAAUGUUUGGGUGCAAUGAAGUUUUCAUCAUUUGUCUGUGGAAACUUCAGGACGCUGCAACCUUUAUCCGACGACAUUCGAUCAACUCAAGCGUAAGCAUGUCGCUUAUGGAGUUUGGAAGAUUGCCUUCCGGCGUUAGAACGAACCCGACCCAGUUCCAAGUCCAUGUGCCGGAUCAAAAACUACGUGAUUUCAAACAGCUCCUGCGGCUCUCGCCUGUCGCCGUUGCCACCUUUGAGAACUCACAAUCCGUCGGCAGGCGAUAUGGCAUCCAACGGGAAUGGCUUGUCAAUGCCAAGGACUAUUGGUUGAACAAGUUUGACUGGCGAGCGGAAGAAGAGCGCAUCAAUUCCCUUCCCAAUUUCAAGAUGUCCGUGAAUGGCUUCAAUGACAAGAAUGAUGAAUUGGAAAUUCAUUUCAUCGCCCUGUUCUCUCAGAAUGUAGAUGCAAUCCCCUUAGUCAUGUACCAUGGUUGGCCGGGAUCAUUUCUGGAAUUCCUACCCAUACUUGAAAUUCUGACCUCCAGGUAUACACCAACUUCGCUGCCCUACCAUGUCGUAGUGCCUAGUCUUCCGGGCUACGCCUUUUCCUCCGGCCCCCCUCAUGGGAAGGACUUCACUCUUGUGGACGCUUCUCUAGCUCUUGAUAAGCUAAUGAGCAAUCUUGGAUUCUCGGAAGGCUACAUCUCACAAGGUGGUGAUUUGGGUCAAUCCAUUGCUCGGUACCAGGCCGCCUUCUGUGAUGGAUGCCAGGGUAUGCAUAUUAACUAUUGCCCAAUUCUGCGGCCGAAGAACGCAGAUGAUCUGCCACUGCUCAAGAUUGAGAAAGAAGCUUUACCUAGAAUACAAUGGUUUAGGGAAGUCGGUUCGGCGUAUGCGGUCGAACACGGAACAAGAACAGCAACAAUCGGUCACGCCCUCAGCGCAAGCCCGCUUGCGUUGUUGAGCUGGAUAGCUGAAAAGUUCCUAGAUUGGUCGGAUGAGGAUCCUUCGCUAGACGUGAUACUCGCUGAUGUUAUGCUUUAUUGGUUCACUGAUACGUUCCCUAGAUGUCUUUACCCAUACCGCGACAUGGAGGGCGAUCAAGAAGAACCACGAAUCGCAAAGGCUUCAGGUAGAGGCGAUAUCCGUGCCUAUGUAUCUAAACCUUCAGGAUACUCAUUCUUUCCGAAGGAACUCAUGCCGAUGCCUAUCAGCUGGGUGGCAACAAGCUGUAACCUGGUCACCGCGACCACGCACACUAGCGGUGGCCACUUUGCUGCACUAGAGAAGCCACAUGAGCUACUGGCAGACAUCGAGGAAUUUGUUCAAAAGGCAUGGCACCCGACUAAUACAUCUUCAUAGACGCCCCAGAAUUCAAUGGAUAUUCUAGUAGUGCUGUUGACGCCGUCAAAAUGGGGAAAGGCAAGCGUUAUACUUUUACCAAGAGGAUGCUAAACUAUGAACAAAGCACUACUUAUAGUAAAAGCUAAUUUUCAUAGCACACAAGGAUCAUCAUGUGGUUCGGAGAAUGACCUCAACUAGCUUCUGAUAAUGCUGUCGUGUAUGUAUCCUCAGGCUGUGAGCGUGAAGACUGUUUUGCGCAUGAAGACCCACUGUAUUGUAUUUUUAUUAACCAUCGAGAGAUGAGAUCCCCCACGGACUUACUAGAUGUAUAUGCUGUAUUUAAGAGCCUUUAUGAGCCAAUUGCUAGUUAAAAUUUUAGACUGGCCAUAGGACAACAAUUUGUUACAAAGCGAUUCUUGCAACAGCUAGGAACUGCAAGAAAAAAGUUUAUGUAAAAUUACUUGGCGUUUACUUAAGAUGACCUGGAGGAGCAAGGGGGGUAGAGG
Messenger RNA from Truncatella angustata, 1839 nucleotides. RefSeq names its product Alpha/Beta hydrolase protein. Bases 11 to 1351 code for a protein of 446 amino acids. Gene Ontology annotation, molecular function: epoxide hydrolase activity. Gene Ontology annotation, biological process: epoxide metabolic process. Lineage: Eukaryota; Fungi; Ascomycota; Sordariomycetes; Amphisphaeriales; Sporocadaceae. The record is from RefSeq and is a predicted model, not a curated record. The transcript is spliced from 6 exons.